AUGGCUCCACGAAUAUGUCUGCAGGACAUUCUCUGUCCUCAUUUUUACGAGAUCCGAAAAUCCAUACUUCGUCACAUUUCCGCAUAUGACGCAGCUAAGCUUGAACGAUUGGGUGCUCUAUCGUUAGGGAUGAAUGAGAGAGCUCGAUACCUAAAUCCCAUUCGUGACUUACUAUGGGACACGGAUAAGAUCCAGAAUCUACUAGGACAAGGCAUGAGAAUAACCUUGAUUGGCACCGACGUGCCUGCUCUGGACCAAAGACUAAGCGAUACACAACGCUACCUGCGCCGCAACAAGCAUCACCGCAGACUACAAAUAUACCUCCUAGGGACUUUUCCAAUGCAAGGAACCUCAAAAGAAACCUUAUACGAAAUGAUGAACUUCGGCAUCACCGGAGCAAGCUGCCGCAGUCGCAGUAUCAUUGAUCGAAUACAGCUCCAGAAACUUCAACAAAGCUUACUUCAAGACCCCGAGCCAGGAAAGGAAUUCAUUAUGUCAUUUGGGGUCCCUAGUUUGCUCAAUUCUCGAGCCAAUGCUAAAGGCUACUGGUAUCAAGAGAAAGACAUUCCAGACCGUACCAUCGAUCUCAGAGUCUAUGUCCCAUGUUUUGAUGACAGGAUGUGGGACGAGAUAAGACUACCUCCCAUAGAUGCCUUGCAUAUUGCUGGUGGGCUGAGCCAGGCACUAAGAACCAUCACACAAGUCUUCGUACACGAGCAACAUAUGAAUAAGGCAGACUUAACACAAGAAGGUUUUAGGCCGUUGCUAGCCCCUAGAAAACGACCGUUAGCACUUAGAAUAAGUGUGUUUGUAGUUAGUCUAAUUUAA
This is a messenger RNA of Plenodomus lingam JN3, 828 nucleotides long. RefSeq lists its product as uncharacterized. Lineage: Eukaryota; Fungi; Ascomycota; Dothideomycetes; Pleosporales; Leptosphaeriaceae. The record is from RefSeq and is a predicted model, not a curated record.